This is a messenger RNA of Adelges cooleyi (spruce gall adelgid), 2019 nucleotides long. RefSeq names its product DNA repair protein XRCC1 (gene XRCC1). The coding region runs from base 91 to 1749 and encodes 552 amino acids. The record is from RefSeq and is a predicted model, not a curated record. Gene Ontology annotation, biological process: base-excision repair; single strand break repair. The transcript is spliced from 9 exons. Gene Ontology annotation, cellular component: nucleus. NCBI's taxonomy places the organism in Eukaryota, Metazoa, Arthropoda, Insecta, Hemiptera, Adelgidae. Gene Ontology annotation, molecular function: damaged DNA binding.
CUUUUUUAUGUUCAUAUCAUAACUUCUUUUUGAAUUUAUGUUUUCAUAAAAUUUAUAAUUUGUAAAUGAUUUCAAACACAAAAAAAAAAUAUGGGACCAAUUCCUAUUGAUCGUAUUAUAAGUAUAAGUAGCGAAGACCUAAACCACAAAGGAGAAAAUAUUUUAAAUGUUAAUGAUUCACAUAAGACUUGGCGUUGUAAAUCUGGUGAAAAACAAGCUACUAUCAUUUUACAAUUUCUUAAACCAUCAGCUAUUAGUUCUAUUGACGUCGGUAAUGACAACUCGGCAUUUGUUGAGAUAUUUGUUGGAAAAUCUACAUCUGAUGAAUUUCAUCUCUUAUUAGUUACAUCAUCAUUGAUGACUAUGCACGAUUGUAAAAACGGAUUAAAUGUGAACAAUGUCCGUUUCUUUAAUGCGAAUCAACUCUCCCCAAUUGCAAAAGAAUCGUGGGAUAGGGUAAAGAUUGUAUGUACGCAAUCAUAUAUAAAACAAGCGAAAUUCGGACUUUCAUUUAUAACAUUUCAUUCCAAAGAUAAAUUAUCGGAAACAACAUUAAAAGAAUCUAUCUUAACUAAGAAUGUUCAAUUAGGAUCAUUUACAUUAAGAAGUGAUGACGAUUGUAAUGAUGAUAUAACGUUCACUGGGCGACUUUUUGCCAAACGUAAUGAUGUUAAACCAAUUGUAAAGAUGCCUGAAUCUCCUGUGAGUCGUUUACUCGCAUCUCACAAAAAAAAGAAUAACAACUCAGAAAUUGUACAAAAACUUGAGACAAAAGACUCUAAUACAGCCAAAAAACUCACAACUAAUCUUACUUCUGUUUCCUCAAAAAAAAACCCACAUAAUCCUAGAAAUGAUAACUUGAAUAAUAAAAAUACUAAUGAUAAAGAAAUAUCGCAACUUCAAAAUAAAGACACAAAUAGAAAACAACCUGCUACUUCACCUGCAUUUGAAAAACCGAAAAAAAAAAUUAAAUUAAUUCAAAAUCUGUUACCUGCUCAAAAGCCUUUUAUUAAAUUACUUGAAAAUGUAAUUUUUGCAAUGAGUGGUUAUGAAAAUCCUUAUCGUAGAAAUGUACGAGAUAAAGCCGCCGAGAUGGGAGCUACUUACAAAGCUAACUGGGAUUCAUCUUGUACUCAUUUACUAUGUGCAUUUACUAAUACACCAAAGUACAGGGAAGCGAAAACGCAAGGUUGUCGACGUAUUGUCAAAAGCGAUUGGAUAGAUAAGUGUUUUUCUAAUAGAUGCCGCUAUCCUUGGAGAAGAUUUGCUUUAGACAAAACAGAACAAAAUAAACCUGAGAGCGAAGAUGAAAUACAUGAAAUAACUCAACUAGAUGAUCCUGUGGAAGAAGAUGACGAAUGGAAUAGUAUAGCUAAAAGUAAUAUUCCGUCAACAUCACAAAUCAAAACACCACAUCAUGAUAUUUAUGAUGCCGAUACUGAUGUUGAUUCAGACUCAAGUAAUCCUGUUCCUAACGACGUGUUAUCUGACAAUAGCAAUGUACAGCUUCCACAUUUAGAUAACGUUUUUACUAACUACUCGUUUUGGUUUUCUCCAAAUUUGGAUCCAUUAGAGAAAAAAAAAUGUCAACGCUAUAUAAUUGCACUUGACGGGCAGUUAAAUUCAAAGGAUAAUUGUGAUUAUAUAAUUUCAACAAAUUCAGAUAAACGAAUGCUUGACAAACCUGUGGUGUCUCCUCAUUGGAUUUGGGAUUGUCAUGAUGCUAGAAAAAUACUACCGUUGAACUGAAGACAAUAUUUUUAAAAAAUUUAGUAGACUUGUCUUUAUCAAAACAAGGGUCCAUACAAUUAAAUUAAUGGCUUUCAUUGUAUUUUAAUAUUUAUAGUAAAAAUUAUGUUAACUACUAUAUCAUCUACUGCCACUGACUGAAUUUUUAAAAUUUUAAAUCUAAGCUGUAUAUAGAUAAACAAUAUUUAACGGUGUUAACUAAUGACAAAACAUUUUACUCCAUAACUUCCUAGUAUGUAAAAGUGAUUAAGAUUAAAUAUUGUUAGUGAA